AUGGCUCCAUCUCAAGAGACACCCCUCAAGUCUACCACAGACAGUCUCCAUCUGGAGCUCAUGUCCCAUUGCCUCCAGCUCACCUUCAACUGUAUCCCAUCACCGACAGCCUUCAACGUCGGCUCCAUAGUCUUCCUUCCCUCCUCGUCUCCCUUCUUCGAGCACCUUAUCCACCACUUCCAAGCGUUCCCCAAUGACACCAUCUCUGAUCCGACAGGAUUGAUUCUAGGAGAGGGAUGGUCGAGACAGAUCCCUGGAAACACCCAUGCAGAGGCUAAUGCGCUCGCGAAUCUAACAACGAGGUGGGAGCAUCUGUUAGACGGGCAUGAUGAUGCCAAACAUCACUUCCCUGCCCUCAAAGAUGUUCUCAAGGACUCGGUAUGUUAUGCCACCAUGGAGCCUUGUUCUGUCAGAACAUCCGGCGGACCGAGUUGUGCCCUGGAGCUCGUCCAGUCUCAUGUACAAGCAGUAUUCUUGGGUGUUGAAGAACCGCCAGACUAUGUCCAAUGCGAGGGUGUGCGCAUUUUGCAAGACGGUGGCGUCAAUGUGAUCAGGGUGGUCGGACUCGAGGAACAAUGUCUCGAAGCUGCCAGAAGAGGUCGAGGCGAUUGA
Cryptococcus amylolentus CBS 6039 is the source of this 612-nucleotide messenger RNA. RefSeq lists its product as hypothetical. Gene Ontology annotation, molecular function: catalytic activity. NCBI's taxonomy places the organism in Eukaryota, Fungi, Basidiomycota, Tremellomycetes, Tremellales, Cryptococcaceae. Bases 1 to 612 code for a protein of 203 amino acids. The record is from RefSeq and is a predicted model, not a curated record. The transcript is spliced from 3 exons.